GGGGCUCCGCGCGUGGCGGCCGCCGAGCUCUGCGUGGGGCAAACCUCCCGGCGCGGCCAUGCGGGGAGUUGCUGAAGUAAAGGAACCCUGCAGCCUUCCCAUGCUAUCUGUUGACAUGGAAAACAAGGAAAAUGGCUCUGUCGGUGUGAAAAAUUCCAUGGAAAAUGGGAGACCACCCGAUCCUGCAGACUGGGCAGUGAUAGAUGUCGUCAAUUAUUUCCGAACAGCGGGAUUUGAGGAGCAAGCUAGUGUUUUUCAGGAACAGGAAAUUGAUGGGAAAUCCCUGCUAUUGAUGACAAGGAAUGAUGUAUUGACAGGACUUCAGUUAAAAUUGGGGCCUGCUCUGAAAAUCUACGAAUAUCAUGUAAAACCUCUGCAGACAAAGCACUUAAAGAACAACUCUUCAUAGUACAGUCAAAUUGGGGUCUUAGACCUCAAAAAAUACAUAAUGACAUACUUUAGUUUCAUGUGAUGAAACUUUGUAAACAGAAUACAUACAUGUGUAUAUGUAAAGAAUUUCAAUCAAAUGAAACGCUAUCCUAUUGGAUAGACUAGGCAAUCCAUCGGCUGACCUGACUUCAGCCAGGAGGAGCAAGGACAAGACAUGCACGGGAUGAUUUUCCUUGUGGAGUCUGUCAAGUAGAAUAAUCCUUGACAUGAUUAGACACCCCUACCCACAAAGGCUUUGAAAA
Molecule: messenger RNA, 692 nt
Organism: Cynocephalus volans (Philippine flying lemur)
Lineage: Eukaryota; Metazoa; Chordata; Mammalia; Dermoptera; Cynocephalidae
Gene: SAMD13
Product: sterile alpha motif domain containing 13
Exons: 4
Coding region: 59-409 (116 amino acids)
Biological process (GO): negative regulation of DNA-templated transcription
Cellular component (GO): nucleus
Molecular function (GO): chromatin binding; histone binding
Source: RefSeq, a predicted model, not a curated record